AUGGGCAAAGAGGAAUCAAUUACAGACGAUAAAAAAAUCAAGAUCAAUAAAUGGGACUACCUCGCUUUAAAAAAUACUCUCGAUGACGCAGUGAAGGAAGUAUUAAUUACAAAAUAUAAUCAUGUCGAGGACUUUUCUUUGAUUGACUGUCGUUUGCUGAUAUGCUCAUUUGCUGUGCUAGUCGCUGGAUUUGCACUUGGUUGGGAUUUCUUCAAUCCAUUCCCAAAAUCGCGUUUUGUUCUUACGGUAUGUGUUGCUUUAUAUUUCAUUACCAUGGGUGCAAUCACAUUAUACACAACAUACAUGGAAAAAGGCAUAUUUGCCGUGACUUUAGAACGAGAUGAAAGCGGUUUUAAUCCAGAUGUUGUUUGGGAAGCCAGCAGCUAUAUAAAAAAACAUACUGGCAUGUAUUAUUUAACCAUGGUGCGCAAAGAUGCUGUUGGAGCAGAUGUCAGGGAACGUGAAAUAUCCAAAUCGGUUGCAAAUUAUUUUGAUGAAGAAGGAACAUUAUGUCAAGAUGUGGUGGAGAAUGAGGUAACCAAAAUGAGAGAAGCUGUUUUGAAAUUGAAGAAAAUUGAAUAG
Messenger RNA from Macrosiphum euphorbiae (potato aphid), 582 nucleotides. The record is from the annotation of a GenBank genome assembly. NCBI's taxonomy places the organism in Eukaryota, Metazoa, Arthropoda, Insecta, Hemiptera, Aphididae.